This is a messenger RNA of Cuscuta epithymum, 709 nucleotides long. The record is from the annotation of a GenBank genome assembly. NCBI's taxonomy places the organism in Eukaryota, Viridiplantae, Streptophyta, Magnoliopsida, Solanales, Convolvulaceae.
GGAGGAUAUACCCUUUUCUGAUGAAUAUUUGUCAAACACAGGCGGUCGACGAAGUGUUAGCAUUAGAGAGUUUCUUUCUUACAAGUUUCAUGAACGGGCUAUCGAGGACUCUUUCAUCCUUAAGAGUAGGAGGUUGUUCCAACAAGUCACAGUUGAUGGAUACACGAUGGUUGAGUCAUCGAGGCUAAUGUAUAUUAAAACCCAUCAAAAAGAACUUAGGUGCGAAAUGUACAAAGGUCUAUCAGAUGCUUUGCUAAGGGGUGAGAGAGAUGCGUCAACACAGGGCAAGCGAGUUGUCCUUCCACCUACAUUUGUUGGGGGGGCUCGAUACAUGGUUCAAAAUUAUCAGGAUGCCAUGGCUAUCUGUCGAUGGGCAGGGUACCCAGAUCUAUUUUUGACUUUCACAUGUAACCCAAGAUGGCCUGAAAUUAAUAGCUUCCUUUCUUCAAGGAAUUUGAACCCUGAAGAUCGUCCCGAUAUAGUUUGUCGAGUGUUUAAGAUGAAGUUGGAUGGCUUGAUCAAAUAUCUAAGACAAAGUAAGUUGUUUGGACAAAUUCGAGCAGUGAUUUACACGGUUGAAUUCCAAAAGCGUGGGUUACCGCAUGCUCAUAUUUUAUUAUUCAUGGGAAAUGAAGACAAAUUUCCCACCCCAGCAGACAUUGACCGCGUUAUAUCUGCUGAAAUACCGGACGAGAGGGCUGAUCCUGAA